AAGGUCAGACUAAGGAAACCGAAUUCUGAUUAGAAGGCAAAGAAGAGCAUUUCCUCCGGUGAGGACUCCGCCGAUCUCUGCUUGAGAGAGAGAGCCAGAGAGAGACGCCUUGGUCCUCGAUGGCGGCUGGUUCGCUGCUGCGCUCGCUGUGGCGCAGCAGCCGCAGCACAGGGGUAACGGCCGCACUCUCCCCAUCCGCCCCUUCCUGGUGCUUCGGCAGGAGGUUCUCGGCCGCCACCGCCGCUUCGCCCGCGCUCGGGUCGGAGUCCUCUGUCUUGGAUCCCAGCCGGAUAAGAAACGUGGCCGUGAUCGCCCACGUCGAUCACGGGAAGACCACCCUCAUGGACAGACUGCUCCGGCAGUGCGGCGCAGACCUUCCCCACGAGCGCGCCCUUGACUCCAUCAGCCUUGAGCGGGAGCGUGGGAUUACUAUUGCCUCCAAGGUGACUUCAAUAUCAUGGAAUGGAAGUGAGCUGAAUAUGGUUGAUACACCAGGUCAUGCGGACUUUGGUGGCGAAGUUGAGCGGGUAGUUGGCAUGGUUGAAGGAGCAAUAUUAGUUGUAGAUGCUGGUGAAGGUCCACUUGCACAAACAAAAUUUGUCUUGGCAAAAGCUUUGAAAUAUGGACUUCGUCCAAUUCUACUAUUGAACAAAGUAGAUAGGCCUGCAGUAUCUGAAGAGAGAUGUGAUGAGGUAGAGAGUCUAGUGUUUGAUCUUUUUGCAAAUCUUGGUGCCUCAGAGGAGCAGCUGGAUUUCCCAGUUCUUUAUGCAUCAGCAAAAGAGGGAUGGGCUUCGUCCAGCUUUGUUAAAAAUCCACCUGAUGAGGCUAGGAAUAUGUCACCACUCCUGGAUGCGAUCAUAAAAUUUGUCCCACCACCCACUGCAAACCUUGAACAACCGUUUCAGAUGUUGGUUUCCAUGAUGGAGCGUGACUUUUACCUUGGUCGAAUAUUGACUGGUCGAAUCUCUUCUGGAGUUAUACGUGUGGGUGACAAAGUUCAUGGUCUUCGGAAAACAGAUUCUGGGGUUGAGAAAAUUGAGGAAGGCAAGGUUUUGAAACUUAUGAAAAAGAAGGGUACAAACCUAGUGCUGAUCAAUAGUGCAGGAGCUGGUGACAUUAUUUCAUUGGCUGGGUUGACUAGUCCAUCCAUUGGUCACACAGUGUCGAAUGUGGAGGUGAUGACUCCUUUGCCUACUGUCGAGUUGGACCCUCCGACCAUUUCCAUGACAUUUGGUGUCAAUGAUUCUCCGCUUGCUGGCCGUGAUGGGACUCAUUUGACUGGAGGGAAAAUUGGGGAGCGGUUAAUGGCUGAGGCAGAAACUAAUCUUGCCAUAAACGUUCUCCCAGGCAUUUCUUCUGAAACUUAUGAAGUUCAAGGGAGGGGCGAGCUUCAACUUGGUAUCUUGAUCGAGAACAUGAGGCGUGAAGGGUUUGAACUUUCUGUCUCACCACCUAGGGUCAUGUAUAAAACUGAGAAUGGUGAAAAACUUGAGCCACUGGAGGAAGUGACUGUUGAGAUUAAUGAUGAGCAUGUAGGCCUUGUCAUGGAAGGUUUAUCACAUAGAAGGGCUGAAGUCACGGACAUGGGCCCCGUUCCAGGCAAUAUUGGCAGGACAAAAAUGACUUUGACUUGCCCCUCAAGGGGCCUGGUUGGGUACAGAAGUGUCUUUAGUACUGACACACAUGGCACUGGAUUUAUGCAUCGCGCUUUCCAGAUGUACUCCAAAUAUAGGGGAGCUCUCGGAAAUGUCAGAAAAGGAGUGUUGGUAUCUGUGGGCAAUGGAUCUAUUACAGCACAUGCACUCAUGAGUUUAGAGGCUCGGGGAACUCUCUUUGUGAUGCCUGGCAUGGAGACUUACGAAGGGAUGAUUGUUGGUGAGCACUCACGGGAUACUGAUCUUGAUAUUAAUCCUGUAAGAGCAAAGGAGUUAACUAACAUUCGAUCUGCUGGCAAAGAUGAAAAUGUGCGGUUAACCCCUCCUCGCCUGAUGACUCUUGAAGAAGCUAUCGGGUAUGUUGCAGCCGAUGAACUCAUCGAGGUUACACCAAAAGCAAUUCGCAUGAGGAAGAGAUAUCUUGAUGCUAACAAGAGAAAAGCAAUGCGAAAUAAGCCCAAAGAUUAGAAACAUCCGCAAAUUCUAAAACCCACUUUUGCUUGUACUACAAGGCAAUUGAAGCUAGGUUUUCAUUAUUGUAACGUUUCUAUUGCUUCUAAGCAAGUUCCGGGAAAUCUUGCGGGAAUAAUACAGUCAAGCGAAAGGCAUCCAUUUUUUUUUGUAAUUAUAGAAAUAGAUGAGAGGUAAGGAGAAGUUGUAAGUUAAAGCGGCAGCAUUCUAUUUAUCCUAGUUUGCCAUGAGCACACGUUUGGUGCUUGACUGAGCUGCGGUGUCAUGCAAAUUUCACAAUGAUAUUAGUGGCAAUAAUGCAUUUGCUGGAUAAAAAGAGGGCUUCUAUUCUA
Molecule: messenger RNA, 2458 nt
Organism: Nymphaea colorata (pocket water lily)
Lineage: Eukaryota; Viridiplantae; Streptophyta; Magnoliopsida; Nymphaeales; Nymphaeaceae
Exons: 19
Coding region: 120-2123 (667 amino acids)
Cellular component (GO): cytosol; ribonucleoprotein complex
Molecular function (GO): GTP binding; GTPase activity
Source: RefSeq, a predicted model, not a curated record